AUGGCUGAAUCUGAAAAUGAAGCUAGGCGUCAAUGGUCGCCCACUCGAGAAGAAUAUACUCAGCUAUGGAAAGAUUCUCGAUUAUCUAUCCCGCCAUUGAUUCGCAUACCAGCUGCGGCGCUGACUGCAUUCAGCGUGGGAAUGACUUUGGGUCUCGCACAAGGUAGCAAGAUGGCCGGCUUACGUUUUAGAGCCGAACAUGCUCACAGGCUCCCUACGUCUACAACCGGAUGGUACCUGUAUCACAAGAGCAAGAACUACCAUCUAGCAUAUGGAGGACUGAAGGAAGGCUUUAAAGUCGGCGUCAAACUCAGCAUUUUGAGUACCUGUCUGUUCUGCGCCGAGAACGUGUUCGACGUAUACCGGGGCAGCAAGGAUCUUUUCAGCACCGUGAUGGCCAGUCUGGCUGUAGCCGGUGGUUUCAGUUUCUGGAAUCGAUUUUCAGCUGCAGAGACGGCGAGGACGGCUAAAAAAGGUCUUAUAUUUGGACUCGCGUACGGUGCCGCUCAAGACGUACUGUCUCUCGCCAAAGGACGACCCGUAGGUUAUAUCGAGUUUAUUCGGAGACAUAUCGGAAAGGUCAACCAACUUAAGGAGAAGGCGAUAUGA
Messenger RNA from Daldinia caldariorum, 609 nucleotides. RefSeq lists its product as uncharacterized. The transcript is spliced from 2 exons. NCBI's taxonomy places the organism in Eukaryota, Fungi, Ascomycota, Sordariomycetes, Xylariales, Hypoxylaceae. The coding region runs from base 1 to 609 and encodes 202 amino acids. The record is from RefSeq and is a predicted model, not a curated record.